Messenger RNA from Magallana angulata, 2454 nucleotides. RefSeq names its product B-box type zinc finger protein ncl-1-like. Gene Ontology annotation, biological process: protein polyubiquitination; proteasome-mediated ubiquitin-dependent protein catabolic process. The transcript has 2 exons. The coding region runs from base 87 to 1763 and encodes 558 amino acids. Lineage: Eukaryota; Metazoa; Mollusca; Bivalvia; Ostreida; Ostreidae. Gene Ontology annotation, molecular function: ubiquitin protein ligase activity; zinc ion binding; protein binding. The record is from RefSeq and is a predicted model, not a curated record.
GAAAUAUUUGCAGACGACAGCGAACCUGGCUGGAUGUAUAAUGCUGACUUGUUAUAAAAAGUCAAGGCUCUACCAAGGCCUUCACCAUGGACCCCCGAAGCACUGCCCAGGAUGUGGUGCGUUGUGAUGUGUGUGAUACUCCUGUCCCCCCACUACACUGUGACUUCUGUCAGACCAAUCUCUGCAAAACUUGUGUUGGGGACCAUAUGUUGGACAUAUCUAAAAAACAUCAGGUGGUACUGUUCCAAGACCGAAGAUCUACUAUUAUUUCUCCUAACUGCCAAACACAUUCUCUCAAACAAUGUGAACUUCAUUGUGAACAAUGUGACAUUCCUAUUUGUGCCCUUUGUGUUUCCUCUGAAAGUCAUGAAAACCACAAAAAAAUGGACAUUAUAAGUUAUUUUGAAACAAAAAAACAUGAUUUACAAACAGAUUUACAAGAAUUAGGUAAAACAGUUAUUGCAAAAUAUCAAGAGAUUGUAAACAACAUCACAGCUCAGAAAACUGAUCUAAGUAAAAACUCCAAGAAAUUGACAACCGAAAUAGACAAACAUGGAGAAGUCUGGCACAGAGAAAUAAACACCAUUAUACAGAAACUGAAAUCUGAUCUUGAUGAAAUGGACACCAAACACCUGGCUGUCUUAAACAAACAGGAAGAUGAAAUCACACACACCAUUUCUGAAAUCACACAGAGCAUUGCUGAUCUGAAAAAGUUACUGGACUCCAAUGAUGUCAGCCGUGUCGCUGCCUACAAAUCCAGGAUUGCUGAAUUCAGAAGAUUGCCUCCUAAACUCACAGUUUCUCUACCAAACUUCACCCCUCAGAAAAUUAACUCAGAACAACUUUACCAACAAUUUGGUUCCCUGUCAACAUUCUCCAUUACAACAGAGGAACAUGGCUACACCAUGGAAACCUCAGAAGCUGGAUCCUCUCCUCUCACACCACUGCUUGAUGAGCCACGGAUCAUCUCCACCAUACAGACACAGUAUGAAUUCUAUCCUAAUUAUCUAACCGGUGUUACUUGUCAUAGUGAUGAAGAAAUCUGGGCGUGUAGUUAUAAUAAUAAGAUGAUGAGUCUCUACAACCUGCAGAGAGAACUAGUAAAGUCAGUCCAAACCAAGUCAGGGUACAAUCCACAGGACAUAGCAGUGACAAGGAGUGGGGAUCUAGUUUAUACUGAUUACUGGGAUAGAACUGUGAACAUAGUGAAGAAUACACAGAUACAGACAGUGAUCAGACUACGGGGGUGGAGACCUCACAGUGUCUGUAGUACCUCCUCUGGUGACCUCCUGGUUGUCAUGAACAGUGAUGAUGAUAAACCAACAAAAGUUGUGUGUUACUCUGGCUCCACAGAGAAACAAAGUAUUCAGUACGACGACAAAGGACAACCUCUCUAUUCAUCUGGUAACACUAAAUACAUCAGUGAGAACAGGAACCUAGAUAUCUGUGUGUCAGACAGUGACGCCCAUGCAGUAGUGGUGGUCAAUCAGGCCGGGAAACUCCGGUUUACCUACACUGGUCCUCCCUCUACUACCAAGGGAUCAUUCUAUCCACUCGGCAUCACAACAGACAGCCAGGGUCGGAUCCUGACAGCAGAAUGUGACAACCACCGUAUCCACAUCCUGGAUCAGGACGGACAGUUCCUCCGCUACAUUGACAACUGUCAUUUAGAGUAUCCACAGGGUUUAUGUGUGGACACCAGAGACAACCUCUUUGUGGCCGAGUUACAAGGUAAAGUGAAGAAAAUACAAUAUCUGAUGUAAACAUACUGUGUGUGUAUUAUAUGUAAAUAUACUGUGUGUGUAUUAUAUGUAAACAAACUGUGUGUGUGUAUUAUAUGUAAACAUACUGUGUGUGCGUAUUAUAUGUAAACAAACUGUGUUGAUAUUAUAUAUAUUAUAUUGCAAGUACAAGUAUAAACCAAUUAACAUGCAAUCCACCUGUGAUUUUCUGACUAUAAUUAUAUAUUUGUUGCAUGUAAACAAACAGACAGUUGAUAUGAUGUUUUACAUGAAAAGAAUACACAUUUGGAUAGGUCUAUAAAAACUGCAUUAAUUUUUGUAUUGAUUGAUAUAAUUCACUGCAUGAGGAGCAUAGUUACAUUACAAUUAAUUGUAUAUACAUGUUAUUAAUUACCAUGUACAUGUAAUAAAUAAUAAGUAUCUGAAUAUGAAGUGGUUUUUUAACCACACAGAUCAAGGUUUUUUUUUAGUUUAGAUAUUAUCAUAGCUAUCUUGGUAUAUUGUUUGAUUGAAAUGUAAUGAGGAAGUGUACCGUUUUCUCCAGUAAAACAAUAUUUCCAGUAGGUGAGGAUAAUUACAUACUUUGUAUAUUUUGAUUAUUAUGUAAACACAUAUAGUGUGUACUUGCUGUUAGGUUUAACUGGUAUAUGUGACUUGUUUUAAUAUGUAUAAAUAAACACACUGAUAGAAUGAAUAAAUUUAUUAAAUUACA